AUGGCAAAGCUUCUUGUGCUCUCUUUUUCCCUUUGUUUUCUGUUUUUCAGUGGCUGCUUGGCUUCCAAAGAGCAGCAGUCACAGCAAAAUGAGUGCCAGCUGGAACGCCUGCAAGCCCUUAAACCCGAUAACCGCAUAGAAUCCGAAGGUGGCUUGAUUGAGACAUGGAACCCCAACAACAAGGCAUUCCGUUGUGCUGGUGUGGCCCUCUCUCGUUGCACCCUGCAACGCAAUGGCCUUCGCAGACCUUUCUACACCAAUGCUCCCCAGGAAAUUUUCAUCCAACAAGGUAAUGGAGUUUUCGGCAUUAUAUUCCCUGGUUGUCCUGAGACUUAUGAAAAGCCACAGGAAUCUCAAAAAGGACGGAGCCAGAGGCCACAAGACCGUCACCAAAAGGUUCACCGGUUCAGAGAGGGUGAUGUUAUCGCAGUGCCUACUGGUGUUGCUUUCUGGAUGUACAAUGAUGAAGACACACCAGUUGUUGCCGUUUCUCUUCUUGAUACCAGCAGCAACCAAAACCAGCUUGAUCAGUUGCCUAGGAGAUUUUAUCUUGCUGGGAACCACGAGCAAGAGUUUCUACAAUAUCAGCAAGGGCAAGGAGGUCGUCAAAGCGGUAAGAAAGAAGAGGAAAAAGAAAAUGAAGGAGGCAACAUUUUCCAGGGCUUUGCCAAGGAAUUCUUGCAACAUUCCUUAAGCGUGGACAAGGAUAUAGUAAGAAAACUACAAGGUGAAGACGAGGAUGAGGAGAAAGGCGGCGUUAUCAAAGUGAAAGGAGGUCUCAGCAUCAUAAGCCCACCAAAGCAACAAGAUCAGGGACAGGGACAGGGACAGGGACAGAGACAGGAGAAAGAGGAAGAAGGGCAAGAGCAAGAGGAAGAGGAUGAGAAGCGCCGCGGUAGAGGAGACAAAGAUAAUGGCUUCGAGGAGACCUUUUGCACCAUGAGACUUCGCGAGAACGUUGGUAGAUAUUCAUCACCUGACAUCUACAACCCUCAAGCUGGUAGCGUCAGAACCGUCACCAGCCUCGAUCUCCCAGCCCUCAGAUUGCUCAGACUCAGCGCUGAACAUGGAUAUCUCCGCAAAAAUGCUAUGAUUGUGCCUCACUACAACAUCAACGCAAACAGUAUACUAUACGCAUAUAAAGGACGGGCAAGGGUACAAGUUGUGAAUUGCACUGGCAAUGCUGUGUUCGACGGUGAGCUAGAAGAGGGUCGGGUGCUGAUAGUGCCACAAAACUUUGCUGUGGCUGCGAAAUCCCUGAGCGACAAGUUCAGGUAUGUGGCAUUCAAGACUAAUGAUAGAGCAGUGAUCGCCACCCUUGCUGGGGGAAACUCGUUGCUAAGGUCUUUGCCGGAGGAAGUGGUUGCGGGAGCAUAUAACCUGAAGAGGGAGCAGGCCAGGCAGGUCAAGAACAAUAACCCCUUCAAAUAUCUGGUUCCUCCUCGUGAGUCUGAAGCUAGAAAUGUGGCUUAGAAACACUCGAGGCCUUUUUGCUUGCGUGACAUGUGUUGUUUUUGUCACUUGCUAGUAUGU
Gastrolobium bilobum is the source of this 1533-nucleotide messenger RNA. RefSeq names its product legumin A-like. Lineage: Eukaryota; Viridiplantae; Streptophyta; Magnoliopsida; Fabales; Fabaceae. The coding region runs from base 1 to 1473 and encodes 490 amino acids. Gene Ontology annotation, molecular function: nutrient reservoir activity. The record is from RefSeq and is a predicted model, not a curated record. The transcript has 4 exons.